This is a messenger RNA of Emiliania huxleyi CCMP1516, 3021 nucleotides long. RefSeq lists its product as hypothetical. Bases 1 to 3021 code for a protein of 1006 amino acids. Gene Ontology annotation, biological process: positive regulation of TORC1 signaling; cellular response to amino acid starvation. Gene Ontology annotation, cellular component: cytoplasm. NCBI's taxonomy places the organism in Eukaryota, Haptophyta, Isochrysidales, Noelaerhabdaceae. The record is from RefSeq and is a predicted model, not a curated record. The transcript has 17 exons.
AUGAGGUCUUCGCGCGAGCAGAAGCCCACGCUCCUGUGGUCGCCGCACGCGGCGGGACAGUUCGCCAUCGGAACCUCCGACAAGCUCUCCAUCUACGCCUUCCAGCACGGGCCUGCGGCCGGAGACGAGGUCGAUUUUGACGGCGCGCCUGCAGACGACAGCGUCGGCCUGGAGAGCCUCGCGCCGCGUCGGAGCGAGCAGAGCGUGCGCCCUGUCUCGUCUGUGAGCGACGUCUCGCAGCUCACCUGCGCCACUUGGAGCCCUCGGGCCGACCAGCCUCUCACGAUCGCCAUCGGCACCGCCACCGGCCGGAUGGUUCUGCACGAGUGCACGCCGCGCAGCGCCGCGGCGGCGGAGGCGCCGCCGGUGCGCGGCGUGUGUGUGUCUUGCCUCGGCAGCAGCGGCGUGCUCGUGUGGGACGUGGAGCGCGACGCAACCGCCUUUGAGCCGGCACUCAGCCGCACGCCGCAGGGAGGCGGAGGCGGCGGUGGCGGCGGAGGCGGCGGCGGAGGCGGAGGCGGCGGCGGCGGAGGCGCGGCCGGCGGAGGCGCGGCCGGUGCGUGGCCGUGCGGCGGCGUCGGCGAGUCGUGCCGCUCGGGAAGCCCGCGGGCCAGCCGCGGCGGCGCGGCGGGCGGCGCGGCGGGCGGCGCGGCGGGCGGCGGCGUUAGCGGCGGCGGCGGCGGCUCCCACUCCAUCGGGUACGACAUAUCGACCGCUUCCGCCGCCGUGUACGGCGUCGUGUUCGACAGCUUUGACCCGCACCGCCUUCUCACCUUCUCCGACGCGUCCGAUACGCCCACCGGCCUCGUCAAGGGGUGGGACCUGCGCCGGCUUGCGCACGGCUCUCCACUCUUCACCCUCUCUGCCGCCGACGCGGCGAGCAGCGGGCGGGCGGGCGGGCGGGCGGCGCAGAGCCGAGGCCUCCUCCAGGUUGGCUGGUGCGCGACGCAGCGCGGGCUCGUCGGGACGAUCUGCGAGGGCGCCGCCGGACUCUGCCUCUGGGACAUCGACCAGAUGCUUCUCACCAAGCGGCAGCAGCUGCAGCAGCAGCAGCAGCAGCAGCAGCCCGCGCCGCCGCCGCCGCCCGCCGCGUCGCAGCCGCCGCAGCCGCCGGCGGCGGCGCCGCCGAAGGCACCGCCGGCGUCGCCCGCGCAGCCGGCGGCGGCGGUGCACGUCGCCGCCGCCGGGCCGCUGCCCCCCUCUGAUGUCCACCUCGACGCCGCCGGGCCGCUGCCCCCUCUGCUGCUGCCCGCGCAGCUCACCCCGAGCGCCGACACGUGGCAGCGCCCGUCCGCCGCCGAGCGCGCCGCCGCCGUCGCCGACUACAGCCUCCCCUCCGCCGCGACGCUCGCCCUCUCCGCCUCCGACGCGCCGCACUGCCUGCAGCUGUACGAGCCCGAGGCGCCCCUCGCCACGCACGCCAGGCUGCUGGCGGGGUACGGCCUCGACGCGCAGAGCGCGCUGCGGCUCUUCGAGGAGCGAGGCGCCGCCGCGGCCGUCACUUCGCCGAGGGAGCGGCGAGAGCUCUACGAGGCGUGGCGGUUCGUCCACUCCGCGGCGUCGCAGGCGUCGGUGCCGGGCGCGCCGCCGCUGCUGUGCGGGUUCGCGCAGUUGCUCGCGGACAGCGCCCCCGCGGUGGCCGCCGAGUGCUCCUCCUCGCUGCUCCGUUUCGAGUCCUCCGCGCGCAACGCCAUCCUGCGCUGCUGCGGCUGGCCGGCGCUGGAGGAGGCGCUCACCGCGUACGAGGCGGCGCUGCAGUUCGAGCGGGCGGCGCUCGUCGCCCUCUUCCACGCCGGCGCGUGCGAGUCGUACCGCGAGCUCGAGCGCGCCGCGCUGGAGCGGGGCGGCGCCCACCCGGGCUUGCACCCCCGCCGGGCCGUCGACCUGAGGAUGAUCGCGAUGGCGCGCUCGCCGUCAUGCCGCGCACCACCCCGCUCGUCGAAAGUGCUGGCGGGCUUCCAGACGCGAUCCGUGCUCUGGUCCGCGACGGUGCAGUCGACCGCCCGCCGCGUCGCCUCGCCGCACUUGCGCCUGCUGCUCGCCACCCUCUGUCUCUGCACCGAGGCCGAGCAAGAGCCGCGCGAGACGCCCGCCGGCGGCCUCGACGGUCUCGGCGAGCUGCUCGACGCGCUGUUUGCGGACCCGCCCCUGGCUGGCGCCGCUCCAGCCGCUCCAGCCACCGCUGCCGCCACUGCCGCCGUCGCCACUGCCCUCUCCGCCCCUCUCCCCGUUUCUUCGCCCGCCGGCCUAUCCGCUGAGGCCUCUCGUGGCGCUUCGAGCAGAGGUGCGGGCGCGGGAGCAAGCGGGGCGCGUGUCGAGGGCGGCGGCGAGGGUGGCGGCGGCGGCGGCGGCGGCGAGGGCGGCGGCGGCGGCGAGGCGGCGCUCUCACUAGCAGACUCGACCGCCUUUGCCUGCCGUUUUCUCUCCGACGAGAGGCGACGCGCCCUAGAUGCACGCGGCUGGCUGGGCGGGCUCUGCUUCUGUGGGCUGGGCGAGCACGCGUUCCCGCUGCUCCAGUCGUACAUCGACCGCAGCUCGGACGUGCAGACCGCCGCGGCGCUGCUGCUCUCCGCGCCGAAGGGCGUCCUCUCCCUCCCGCUGCCGCGCCACUGGCUCGACACGUACCGACGAAUGCUCAACCGGUGGCAGCUCUACCACGCCCGCUGCCGGCUCGACAUUGCCGCCGCGCGCGCGCGCAGCGCCGAGGGCGAGCCGACGCGCCCGCCGAGGGCCGGCGAGCCACGCGAGCGGAGGGUCGGAGAGCCGGCGAGCCAGGCGGGCUCGGCCGCGCCACUGCCCGCGGCAGCGGAGGACGCGGAUGGCACCGCGCCGAGCUCAGGUCUGGGCCGGUGGAUGGUCUGGUGCCAGAGCUGCCGGCACGGCGGGCACGCGCUGCAUGUGGAGCAGUGGUUCGCGCGCCACACCGUCUGCCCGGUUGCCGGGUGCGACUGCCAGUGCGCGCUGCUCGACGCGGGGAUGCUAGGGAGGGCCGGAAGGCAGGCCGAGCCGGGCAAAGAGUAG